This is a messenger RNA of Leishmania braziliensis MHOM/BR/75/M2904, 2646 nucleotides long. RefSeq lists its product as hypothetical. The transcript has a single exon. Lineage: Eukaryota; Euglenozoa; Kinetoplastea; Trypanosomatida; Trypanosomatidae. Bases 1 to 2646 code for a protein of 881 amino acids. The record is from RefSeq and is a predicted model, not a curated record.
AUGUCGGCAGUGGACUUCACGUGUGUAGUGAAUGCAGUUUUAUACUCAUUUUCCGAGUCCGCUGGGACUUAUGACGAGUAUGGGCCGGUGAGCUGCGCGCUCAUAGGAAGCAAGGCGAACGAUAUAACUUUCAAGCUUGCUUGUUAUCGUGACAACAAAUACAUCUGUACUGCGACUGUGUUGCCGAGCAAUGAUGCGGGCGCUCAUAUUGCUCGUGACGGCGCGUACAUCACAUUUCGUGAUGAGAAAAGCCAUUACUGGUCUUUGCAGUUUGCCGCAGAGGAUGCCGCCAUUGAGUUCUGUGCGCAGGUUGUGGUCGCUAUGUUUGGCUCGGCCGGUGAACCGACGGAUAGUAUUCUUUCCUGUGAUGUUGUCAAAGGCAAAGAGAACAAGCAGAUCUUUGUCGGCAAUCUCGUCAAGGCCUUCUACCGUGCAUGGGUGGUGCAGUCUAACGACUCUAGCGACGGACUACCGCGUCUUGGCAGCUUGCUCGAGAAAGAGAGCGAGGAUGUUGUUAAGUUCACAGCACCGGCCAGUCAUCAAUGUGUGACGUCAACUAUGCGAGGCUUCGAGGGAUUGACGGUCGGUAUGAGAGAAGGUGGACAGCGUCUCAUUGUGGUCCCUGUCAGGGCAAAGCGCGGGCGCGGCCCGAACGUCAAUAUGUGCUUUUAUGUUGAAAUUGUUCGCCGAAAGGAUCAGCAAUCCUCGUUAAGAUACCAGUCUCACAGAGGCGCCAAUGAGAAAAGUCAGUUGCUUUUGACAGAAGGUGAUGGUGGGAUAGCUACAGGUUCGCUGGCGCAGCCUCUUGGCGCUUACUCCGGCUUCGUAGAUGGACACUCGGCGACGGUGGCAAGCGGCUUCAGCAAGGAGCAGUUUUUGCUGGUGGACAGGCUGCGUGAUCAGGUGUUUACUCUCACCGAGCAGCUGCGUGACACCCGGCGCGAGCUGGACAGCCUUUGUGCUGACCUGAAACGUCAGGAGCGCCACUCUGGAACACGGAGCUUGACAAGCGCACAAAUUGAGUACUCCAUUGAGCACCUUCUUGCCGAGAGCGAGGCCAAGAAAAACGCAUUGGAAGACAAGAGAGCGGUCAUUGGCGAAACAGAGUCACGAAAUCGAGAGUUGGAGUCUCGGCUCGCCAAAUUUCUUCAGACGACGAAAAUUUUGGGCGAGGAGGCGAAGGCAGCUCUUGAUGACAGUGCCGGUGAGCGCAUUGAACUAGAUCGGCAGCUUGCUGACACACAGGCGAGUAUUGUUCGACUCGAUGGUGAGGUGGGCGACUUGAGCCGACAUCUCCACGCACUCAAUAAUGUUCUUCGCGCGAAUGAUGUACGCUUGAAGGAGGAGAGGGUACGCCUGAACGUCUCUGUCAACGACCACGAGGUUAACGAGGAGAAGCUGCGGACGCUCCAGGAGAACUACAGUGAAGAGGUAGCCAGGCGCAAGCUACUGGAGUCAAAGUUGGUAUCCCUGCAGGAGGAGCUGCGCCGUUUUCAGGACGAUGUGCAGCUCAAGGAGUCACUGACGCAGCAGAUCAGAGCAAAGACGGAGAGCGAUAGCGUGCACUACGCUCAACUUAUCCAGCAGGAGCGAGAGCAGGCGGCGAUUGAGUUACGGCAGCUCAAACAGGACCUCAUUGAGGAGUUGGCCUCGCGUGAUCGGCAGUAUGGAGAAGCAAAGGAGAGGGUUGCGGCGGAAGCCUACGAGCAAGGCAUGGCACAGGGCGUGGAGGAGGGUCUUGCGGACGCUGCCAACGAAGGCGAUGCGAUUGCGCACGACAUGGCGGUGAACGCGCAGCGAUGCAAAGCGGAGUCAGCGGCGUUGCAGGUGCGUGCGCAGGCGAACUGGGCCGCGAGCGAGGCAGAUGAGCGCAAUUUCACCUCUCAGAUAGAGUCACUCCAAGCUUCGUUGACAGGAGCUCUUCAUGACAUCAACAUCCUCUCGACCCAGCUUGAAGCGGCGCAAGAGGAGCACGCUGUCAAGGUUGGUGGGGUGUAUCAGCGUCUUUCUCGCCUCAUUCACUUCUGCGGUGCUGCACCAAUCAGCCAGCCGUGCCUGGAGGCAAUGAUGCGGGCUGCUGAGUCUGGGGCAGAGUUUGAUCCCUUCAGCUUCCAGAAGCUGGAGGCCGCAAAGGAAGCGCAGCUGGCGCGAGACGAGCGUGUGGCUGUUGCAGCAUGGGUACGAGCAAGCGUGUACAAUGAACCCACUCGCAUGCCACCGCUCCGUCCACCGUUCCCCUAUUCCACGUCGAGCAAAGGUCCUUUGCUUUCCCCGGAGACAAUGGGAACCAAGGUAUUACUGAGCCCAGCAGUGCACCAUCGCCUGCCUGUUUCGACGGAGAUGGCUACCUCGAUCACGACAGCAACGCCAGUGCUGAUGGAGUCAACAACUCCGGUAGCACCUGGGGUGGUAGAAGCCGACAUUCCAGAGCCGUCGGCCGCGUUGCCGCCGCCUCUGGUAGUCCCCGCCUCACCCCCAGCGGUGGCAGUGACUCAGCACAGUGAGCCUCAGGACACGGCAGCGAUCCAAAAGGCGCCACAACGGCAGCGCGUUCAGUUUCCCUCGACGAAAAUACGAUACUUAAGUGACGGCGGCGCAGCUGGGGUAAUGACGACUCCUACGCAUCAGCAGCCACCAUCUCUGUAA